Messenger RNA from Anarrhichthys ocellatus (wolf-eel), 13870 nucleotides. RefSeq names its product T-lymphoma invasion and metastasis-inducing protein 1-like. Lineage: Eukaryota; Metazoa; Chordata; Actinopteri; Perciformes; Anarhichadidae. The coding region runs from base 6527 to 11332 and encodes 1601 amino acids. The transcript is spliced from 27 exons. Gene Ontology annotation, biological process: activation of GTPase activity; small GTPase-mediated signal transduction. Gene Ontology annotation, cellular component: plasma membrane; cytosol. The record is from RefSeq and is a predicted model, not a curated record. Gene Ontology annotation, molecular function: protein binding; guanyl-nucleotide exchange factor activity.
AUAUAGUAUAGUAUGUCAUUAACAAAAUCAUAAAAAUGUCUUAGUAUAGUAUGCCAUAAAAAUGUCACCAAAGGGUCCUAGUAUAGUAUAUCAUAAAAACAUGUUAGAGGAUGGUUUGUAUUUUCAGAAAAAGUCGUAGUCUAGUGUCAUAUGCCACACUAUACUAUGACUGAUGUUUAGAAAAAAUAAAUCACAUUAGAGUAUGUCAUAAAAAUGUCACCAAAAGGUUUUAGUUUAGUAUGUCAUAAAAAUGUUCAAUAAAAGAUGUAAUAUAGUUUGUCAUAAGAACUUUCAUAAAAGAUGUAUCAAGAUGUCUUCAAAAAAUGUCACUAAACUAUGACUUUUUUGUAUGUCAUAAAAGAAGCCGAAAAAGUUGGUGCAUCAUACAGUUUUUACAAAAAAGUCAUGGUAUAUUUUGCCUUAAAAAUGCUUCAGGUCUUUUAUUAAACUACAGAAUAUGAAGCUCAAAUAACGUAGGCACUAACAAUUAGCUGAUAUUAGUUGAGCAACAAGAAAUUAGUGAAAAAUUCUGCCACAAAAAACUCAAAGAAAAGUCAUAAAUGUCAUAAUGUCAUAGUGCAGUACGUUAUAAAAAAGGCCCAUAGUACAGUGUCAUAGUACAGUAUAUGCUGAUGCAGAUCACAUUAAUGGAGACUGCUGACAAAGUUUUUUAAAUAUUUGAAUAAACUCUGGCCUAUGCUGAUGUGCAUUGUUUUGAUGAAACAUUAAUUCCAAUAAUUGAAAGAAAAAGUCACUUAAUUAAAAAUAAAAAAUAAAAUCAUUAAUUGUAGCCCUAUAAUAUUCAAAGGUAGUAUUUUACAGGACAGACAAUUCUUGUUUUUACAUGUUUAUCAAAUAAUUGCAUUAAGAGUUUGUUGAGGAGUUUGGUUUCUAAACCAAGCAGUCUUUGUUGCCUUUCAGCCCAAGUUGAUGGAUGAAGGACAAGCUUGCUUUCCUCUCCUGUUCUGUUUACAUCCACGUUGUACUAAGUUUCAGACAAAAGCUCGGUCUCCCCUUGUUCUUCCUGACAGGACAUCUGUCUCCAUUAGAGAGUACUAUUGAUGUGCUUCUGUAUCAGCCUGUCUUCCACCGUCUUUUAGCAGUUGAAGGGAGGAAUCCCAUUGUUCUCCACAAUGAACCACAUUGUACACAUCUGACAGACUGUAGUAUUGCUUUCUCCUGGCACAUGUUCAUUUACAGAAUUUUUUUUAACCCUACUUAGGUAUUUCAUAUGCAUUAAAAUAUGCAAUUCUUCUUAUUUAUUACGGAUGCAGAAGACUGGAAGUUGCCACAUAUUCCAGCAUCUGACAACGUGAGGCCACAUAUGAAUUCAUGAUGCGCUGACAGUCGGCAUGAUCUGGAAAAGGGCUUGCCAAGAUUUGAUCCCAGAUGCUUUCCUUGAAAACAACCUCUUUAGCAGUACUGCUUUUUAGAGUGACAAUGCACUUCGUAUAAUGUGAGAAAAUGUUGGGUUCUAUUCCACUAACCUUGAAAAGCAAGGACCAAACUCAAUGAUUCUCAGCUUGACUUCCAAGCAUAAGGACGACAUGGGCUUUCUCAUGAAUAAUAACAAACUUAAACAAAUAUUCUCAUUAAAGUCAAAACGAAUAAGCCCUAUGCCGUGGCUUGUAUCUUUUUUUAAUUUUUUUUAAAAAAACAAGCAAACAAGUGCUCCCCACAAAUUAAGUCGACUCGUCUGCACUGUUGAGUAUUGACUCAAGCUUCAAAGCUUCCUUUGAGGUUGUGUUAGCCUCGGAAAAAAUAUUACAGAGGGCUUCUAUUCCAAAUUGAGAGGCCAGUGUCUGUAUAUACCGCCCAGUGGAUGGUGUUCAGUAGCUCCAAGUUCAUUCGUCUCCACAAAGGCACAAUGGUCAUGGGGUUUGGAAAGACAUGAUAGAUGAGCAUUAAACGGCCUGAUCAAAGCUCCUCCUCCCAUUUCUGAGCUGUGAGCAGAAACAUAUGACUGGCUGUCAGAAAUGCACAUGGUGAUGAUCAUCAGCUUCUCGUGCGCUACACUGCUGAGGCUAUGAGUCACUUUUGGGACGUCGAAAUUAGGCUAACUUUACCACGGCAUCAAUCAUAAACGAGAACUUCUCGGUGCCCUUUUGUUUCCUUGAGGUAGACUCUGGCUUGGGAUAUGUUUUGAAGUGUGGUACUGCGAUAAUUCGUCAUCCUGGGUUAGCAUCUGAACCUCUCUCAGUAAGUAUCUUUUAGUGAUAUGCGGUCAAAAGAUGUCUAGUCAAGGUUAAAACUACCCUCAUUUGGUGCAAUAGUGGAUAUUUGUAGGAUGUCUGUUAUAUAAAGAAAAACUUUUCAUUUAAAUAACUAUUUUAGUUUAAGUAGGUCCUAACUACAUGUUAAUAAUCAAACAGUCAACUGACAGAAAAUGAAGAAUUUGAUAAUUGCCUAAUCAUUUUAACUAAUUUAUGCAGGAAAAAGACAUGCCUCUCAAAUGUGAGAAUUUGGUGUGUUCUCUUUUUUAAUAUCAUACAUUUAAUAUUUGGGGUUUUUGAGAUGUUAGUCGAAAAAACAAGUACAUUUAUAGAUGUUGCCUUAGGCUCUCAGAAAUUGUGAUGGGCUUUUUGCACAUUUUGUUAAGGCCCUGCGCUUACUGGGCUUUCAUGCACAAAUUAUUCACAGCUUGCUAUAUGGUCAGUGUGCUUUCUGCAACUAUAGCAUAGCAUAUACUGUAGUUGACCCUACCCAGCAGCUUGUUACGUUGUGGCCACUGUAACUGUAACAUGUUCCAAGCAUCUUUUAAUAACUAGUGUUGAAGAGCUACCUGUCAUGUAUAGGUUCAGCUCGACCAGUCAAUUGCAGCUUUUCCCCUGCAUUCUAAAUUAUUUCCCUCUCUAUACCGGUGUCUUUGAUGUCGACUCUUGAGAGGUAACUCACUGCUGGAGACCACUGGAUCCUCUGCUAAUGAUCUCUACCCGGGCUGGGGUUACUGCUUUCAUGUCUUGCGUAACAGUUGCAUUCUUCUCUUUAGAUAUCAGUUGUACAUGGUGUUCUUUUUCAGUAUAAUGGAUCAUGUGUUUCCUCACAGGAACACUAGGGGGAUGUGUGUUGUUGUGAUUGAGGAGACCUUCAAAAAAAAAUAAACACUUGAACCCUUAUGGUGAUGGAUGUUCUUUUCAGUGUUGUUGUAGUUUAAAAAAAAAACUGCCUCAGGCUGAUCCUAAUGCUGUAUACAGCCGACAUCUUGUUUAAUGGUAAAAUCAGCUUCAAUACGAUGUAUGCACAGUUUGUAUUUAUAGUGUACAGUUCUGGAAAUAAAGUUUCAAUGAGCAGAGAGAUGCUGUUGAUUCUACAUCUAGAUGCAUAAUUGUGGGACCCCUGUAUGUUAAUUGGGAGUUUAAUCAUGAGAGACAAGAAAGCAUUUUGGCUGUCAACAUUCCUGCAGUUGCUGACAGACAUUUUCAUUUUGUGGUCCAAUUCAUUGAAUGUCAGGCAUUAUUUUUACAUUCUCAACCUGGCCAGGGAAAGUCAUGCUACUGUUGCCUACUAAUUUUACUCUGCCAUGACUUCCUAUAUUGAAAUUAUCAUCGUUUAUGCAUUUGUUUCAAUCCCUAGUGUUGUUGAUUGUAUCCCUCAGUAUGUCCUUUUUAAAUUAAUACAUUAUGCAAUGUAUUUUAACAUCACAUGUUGAAUGUCGUCUUUUGGUCCAUUCAGAAUUGCUAUAAUGAACCACUUAUUAACUGACCUUUACUUAAUGUUAUUCUGAGGAGCCGCGCUGUGAUUCAUCCUGUUAGGUGCAAGAUAUUCAGGGUCCACAGCCUUGAGAAAGUGUCAAACCCAUCUGAUUUUUGAUGGUAAAGGCCUCGCAUCUGAAAGAAGAAGAAGAAUGUAUGUGACUGAUUUUCAUGCAGUAACCUAAAAUGGCAAGUUUUAAUUUUAGCCAAAGAAUAAUUUGAAAUAUGAUUUUUUUUCUCAUUCUCUUAUCAGUAUUUAGGCAUCCAGUGAUGCUCAAAACUCAGUUUGGUGCAACCAAUCUACUUUUUGAAUGAGGCUGUUUCUGUUGAAGAUGAAGCUCAGCUCAUCACCUGUCCAACACUGUCCCUGAUGUGAAGCAUGGCGGGAGCAUGGGAGCUAGGGCACAUGCAAAUAAAGGGCGGAGUAAGUGAACCUAGACUUUAAUCGCAUUGGAACAACUAUGGAAUUACUGUAGAAUAAUUGUUAAGAGGCCUCCUGACUAACUUGAGCCAGCUUGAGCAAAUCAAGUCUUGCGAACAUGAAAAAGUCAGCUUUUGUAUUUUUCUUAAAGUGUUACUAUUAAUCCGAAUAAAAUGAAAACAAUAUUAUAACUUGGAACAAAAAUAUUUACAGUAAACCAGAUUAUUGGCAUGUUGUGAGGAGUCACACUUGGUGAAUUUGCAUAUCCUGGGAAAUGGAUUGCUGUCAUUCCUCCACCUUCAACAGUUUUUUUUGUUUUUCGUUCACUAUGGCUGAAGGUGAUUGGCAAGUGAUUGCAGUUGGUUGUGACACCUGGACAGCAUCAGCAGUCUUAAAUGUUACCGUGGAUCUGUAAACGUAAUCUCACCUGCCAAAUUGCUCCGGCAGUAUUGAAUGGCCUGUCAAUGUAUUGGAUGUCCUGUUCAAUCUGCUCCUAAAUUGAGUGUAGGUAGCACUGGGUUUAACAGCCUUGUGUCUGUGAUGAGAAAGCAGCAGAGUAUUUUGUUUAGCUGAGCUCCAUGCAAGCAAUCUACAUUUCUGAAAUUCCUGUGGUGAGAGCAGACGUGGAUUCAGCAUUAGCCCACAUUUCACUGAUAGACGCAUUUAUUGCGCUGCUGCCUGAUCCGGUAGCGAGGACACGAACAGAUAAGAUGAUCUCAACUCAUGUAACAUUUAUGUAUUUAAGUUACACCGAUGAUAAAUCAGCGAUUUACCACUAUCAAAACACACCAUCCAGGAACUACAUCAAUAUAUUUUUUGACACUUUUAAGUAGAUUGUGAGUACAAAUGAUAAUCUCUCAACAUCAUGUCUUCAGACUGUAUUGUGUGCUUUCAAGUCUUUUGUUGUCAUUGGAUCUCCUCCCAACAGACUGUCCACUAAUUGAAAUAGAGAAAUUGGCCCUGUGUGUUGAAUUUGAAGCAAAAUUGGCACAGAACCAUCAAUGAAAAUUUCUGUUAUCCUGGAAGAUUACCUGCAUGAAAUCAAGCUCAGCGAGUUGAUAAGAGCACAGGUUAUUAUGUCUGGUUGCUUCUGCAUACCAGACAUUCCUGUCUUUACUAAGAAACCCCAGUGGUUACAUUUAAUAUCAGGGUCACAACCUUGGCAGGACAUUAAAAUGCACUGAGAGGAAGUCAGCCUGACCACGAUGCUGAGUGCUUUUUUAUUUUGGUCAUAGUCAUCGCAAAGUCAAGACACGGCAAUUCAACCCUCCAAUCUCUGGACUCCUUUCAGACGGACUAUAAGCUCGGUGCUCUCUCUGUCUCUCCUCUGCAUGGUUGUCAUGGUGUCCACACACCCUUGACUAGCUCGGAGCAUGUUGUACUUUCAAGUGUGCAUGCAAAGCUGCUUCUGGAGCACAUGAUGCGGGGCUGCAGCUGAACAGUCGUCGCUGUGCCCUCAAUCCAAACAUCCUCCCCUUCCUCUCUCCCCUGUUCCCUCUGCCGGUUCCAUCAUCUCAAAAUGAAUCCGGCACCGCUGUCACUGCUGACGUGAUUGCCACACGACAUCCGUGGUGCUAUGACAACAGCAAGUCCAGCCUUUCUCUCAUUCACGGGUCCAUUUGGGGGCUGUCACUGAAUGAUCCAAAUUAUGCACCGCAACACAUUAAGAUGGGAACCUUUUAGCCCUUGUUGCCUUUGAGGUGAAAGGAACAUGGGUUUCAUUUUCCAGAGUACUGUCAUUACAAAUCCUGCUCUUUUAAACCACAAAGGAAAAAGAUAAAAGAAAGAUUAUUUUCUGUCUAAGCCAAAAAAUUAGGCAACAUUUAUAUUUAAGGUUUAAGUAACCCUUCUGAUCCAGACUGAGAAAUGCAGGCCCAACGCUGACAGUUGUUGAUCUAAUCAGCUUUUUUGUACAAUCAAAAGGCUGCAACAUUUAGUGUAAAUAUAAAGCUUCUCAUAGUGGUGCGAGGGGCAAUCACAGAGGAGACAAGGGAGGGAACACGCAUUCCUGCUAGCAGUAGGUUUGUAGUUUCGGGGGUGGAAUUAUAGAAUGAAGGAGGGAGCAAGAAGGGAGGGAGGGGGCGAAGAGUGUGAAAGAGUCAGAGAAGGGGGGGGGGGUUUACAAACAGUCACCUCCCUCCCUCAGUUCUUCAACCCAUCCUUGCAUAGUCAGUCUGCUGUGGACUUGCAGGAGGGGUAUCAAUAAUCUUGUCAUGUGAGGCUUGAAAUUGUCCCCUUAGUGAUGCUUGGGAUUUCUCCUGUGGCUUCUGUGGAGAAGCAGAAGUGACCAUUUCUGGUUGCACACAGUAAGAGCUUUAUGGAUCGUACCAGCAACUGAAGGACCAAACUGUCCGUAGAUCCAGUGACAAACAAAAUGCCAGAAAAUUCAACACGAUCCUGCAGCCUCUGAAUCAUGGGAAAUGUUGAGAGCCAGAAUGGGGACCAUACCCUUUACCGUAACGAUCAUGGCUAUUUGUCACGUAAGCACAUGUCUCGGUCUCUUCGCAUCUCCAACAAACAGUCCAGACGCUCUCGACAUGCUUCAUCAGGGAAACUAGAGCACAGGAAUUCUGAAACGAGCACACGCUCAAGUAGCACCCCCAGUAUCCCACAAUCCCUGGCUGACAAUGGCCUGGAGCCCUUCAAUGAAACGAAUAUCCUCCCAGACUUUGGAAGCCCCAUUUGGGUGGACCGUGUGGCCAUGAACCUGCGGCCUGUGUCCUUUCACAAUGACCUGGCCAAUCCCUCUGUGCACAUGAAUACGAUGCACAUAACCCUACCUGGACCCACAGCAGAGGAGGUGCAGGAUGAAGACGCGUACACAGGCGAGGUAACAUACCUUCAGAAAACUCGGGAUUGCUCCAAGGACUCUGUCGGCUUCAAGAAAAAGAGGUCCAAGUCUGCAGACAUGUGGCGAGAUGACAGCCUGGAGUUCUCACUGUCUGACCUCAGCCAAGAGCACCUGACAAGCACAGAGGAGAUUAUAGACACGACCAACGAGAGGGACUUUACUGACUGCAAAGGACACCUGCAGUCCAGCCCCACGGACUCUGCUGACAGGGCAAACUCCCUGGACGAGCUAUACAGCCAGAAGUGCCCUGCCCGCAGGCAACCCCACGGUCGCUAUGCCAAGUGGCAUGACUCCAACAGGGCUAUCAGAGAGGGUGAGGACGAUAAGAUGAUCUCCCCAUCAGAGGAGGAUGGGAACACCUAUGGUGCAUACACCCUCCCCUGCCGGCGUUCCCACUGCCUUUCUGAAGGCCUGAGCAGCCACCAAGCUGCCAUGUGUGCCAGUAUGCAGGGCAGGAGGGCACAGACUAUACAGGAUGUCACUGCCGGAGAGGGAAGUGAGUACGAGGACAGCGGCAUCGAUGGGGUGACUGUGGAGGCAGAGCAACACUCCAGACGCUACAAGACCAUGUCAGCCUCCUUCUCCGUGUACUCGGCGGCAGGCAGGAGCAUGUUCGCUGGCAGCGACAGUGGCAGCAGCAGUGGCGGUGGGGCCAGCGAGUGUGUACAGGGCGUGUACGAGAACUUUCGCCAAGAACUGGAGAUGAGCUCCUGCCAGACGGAGAGUUUGGAGGAGGCAGGGUCCGCCCUGAGUGACGAGCAGAGUACCAUGAGCUCCACCUACCAGUCUGACCCGUUGCUCAGCGUCACCCAGGGGAUGGUGCGUAAAGCUGGCAGGCUUGCCGUCAAGAACUUCCUCGUACAUAAGAAGAACAAGAAAGUGGAGUCAGCCACAAGGCGCAAGUGGAAGAGUUACUGGGUUUCCCUGAAAGGUUGCACUCUAUUCUUCUAUGAGACCGAUGGCCGCUCAGGGAUCGACAACAACAGUAUUCCCAAGCAUGCCAUCUGGGUGGAGAACAGUAUUCUCCAGGCUGUACCCGAGCAUCCCAAAAAGGACUUUGUGUUCUGUCUCAGCAACUCCCUGGGAGACGCUUUUCUGUUUCAGACCUGCAGCCAGACAGAGCUGGAGAAUUGGAUCACAGCCAUCCACUCGGCAUGUGCCACUGCCGUCGCCCGCCUGCAUCACAGAGAGGACACGGUGCGCCUGCUUCGCGCAGAGAUCAAGAAGCUGGAGCAGAAGAUAGACAUGGACGAGAAGAUGAAGAAGAUGGGAGACAUGCAGCUGUCAGCUGUUACUGACACCAAGAAGAGGAAGACAAUCCUGGAUCAAAUCUUCCUGUGGGAGCAGAACCUAGAGCAGUUUCACAUGGAUCUAUUCCGCUUCAGGUGCUACCUGGCCAGUCUGCAAGGUGGAGAGCUGCCCAACCCCAAACGCCUCCUGGCUGUUGCCUCUCGUCCCACCAAGCUGGCAAUGGGCCGACUGGGGAUAUUCUCUGUGUCUUCCUUCCAUGCACUGGUGGCAGCUCGCUCAGAGAACGGAGUGAGACGGCGAACACAGGCAAUGUCUCGUUCCUGCAGCAAGCGCAAGAGCAGGUUCUCCUCGCUCUGGGGUCUGGACACUACCUCAAAGAAAAAAACAAAAGCCCAUCCCAGUAUCAACCAGCAGGUCUUUGCUGAUGGCGAAGAGCUAGUGAAAAAGCCUGUUGAUGGCGUAUUUGUUGAUCCCACCAAGGACAAUACAAAAAGUGAGGAUGGAACUGUGAAAAGCCUUCCACAGCCCAGCACGGAAAGUGAUAUCUGGGUCCCUGACCACCUCACCCCCUCUUGGGUGUGUCUGCCAAAUGACCAGCCAGUGCUAACCAUCAUCCAGCCAGGGGAGUCAGCACUGUGCGUUCUGGAAACCAUCUGCAAGGCUCACCAGCUCGAUCCCACCAAGCACUACUUGCGACUCAAAUUCCUUAUCGAAAACCAAGUGCAAUUCUACAUUCCUAAACCAGAAGAGGAUGUGUGCGACUUGCUUUACAAAGAAAUUGAGCUCUGCUCCAAAAUUACAAAAGUAAUCCAGUUUGACAGAGAUGAAUCCUGCAUGAUCGGUUACGGUUUCUCCAUUUCAGUGGUGGAGGAGGACGGAGUGCAGCAGCUCUACAUCACUGAUGUGAAGGCGGGCGGAUUAGCCUUCGCCAAAGGUCUCAAUGCAGGGGAUGAAAUACUUCAGUUGAACGGAAAAGACUCUCACAGUCUCAACUUCUCCGACAUGAAGGUAGCUUUCUCUCAAGCCUCGCUGGCUUUGACAGUCAACACCCUGCCUCCUGUGGAGCGCCGUCAGCUCUGCUAUCUGCCCCCACGGCGCUCAGAUGCGGAGGAGGAUCUAUACACGGACAUCUUCUCCCAGAGUCAAGAGGAGAUUCUGGACGACGGAGUGGGACUGCUGCUCGAGAGCUCAGGAGACAGCCUGGACGACGACUCUGAGAUCUUCAGUGAGUUUCAGUGCAGAAAGAGUACAGAACAAGUCGCUGCUUUCUGCCGCAGUCUCCAUGACAUGAAUCCCACGGAGUGUGUGUCCUCUUCGCCUAGCCCAGAUUCGCCCUUCCCACCACCUGCAACGCUCCGACAGCUCUCCGAUGCUGACAAGCUCCGCAAAGUCAUCUGUGAACUCGUGGAGACUGAACGCACCUAUGUCAAAGAUCUCAAUUGCCUCAUCGGGAGAUAUUUAACCCCACUACAGAAAGAGACCUUCCUCACGCAGGAUGAGCUGGAUGUACUAUUUGGGAACUUGCUAGAAAUGGUGGAGUUUCAGCUCGAGUUUCUCAAGACCCUGGAAGACGGGACCAGACUUGUUCCUGAUCUAGAGAAAUUGGAGAGAGUGGAUCAGUUUAAGAAAAUCCUCUUCUCCCUGGGAGGCUCUUUCCUGUACUAUGCAGACCGUUUUAAAAUCUACAGUGCUUUCUGCGCCAGCCACACCAAAGUCCCUAAGGUCCUUGUAAAGGCCAAAACCGAUCCUGAUUUCAAGGCCUUCCUGGAGGAGCGCAACCCGAAGCAGCAGCACUCUUCCACCCUGGAGUCAUACCUGAUCAAACCCAUCCAGAGGGUGCUGAAGUAUCCCCUCCUGCUGAAGGAGCUCUACUCGCUCACAGACCCAGACAGUGAGGAGCACUACCACCUGGAUGUUGCCAUGAAAGCCAUGAACAAAGUUGCCAGCCACAUCAAUGAGAUGCAGAAGAUCCACGAGGAGUUCGGAGCAGUGUUUGAUCUGCUCAUCACUGAGCAGAGUGGUGAAAAGAAAGAGGUGGCUGAUCUUUCUAUGGGGGAUCUGCUACUCCACACCAGUGUGACAUGGAUCAACCCCCCUGCCUCCUUAGGAAAAUGGAAGAAAGAGCCCCAGAUGGCCACAUUUGUGUUCAAAAUGGCAGUGGUCUUUGUAUGCAAGGAGGGAUCCAAGCAGAAAAAGAAAAUGGGUGGCUCCCAUCGAGUCUCUGUAUCUUCAGAAGAAAAGGAUCCCUUCAGAUAUCGUCACAUGAUCCCAACUGAUGCCCUUCAAGUCAGAUCCUUGGCCAACGCAGAUGGUGACGGCUCGGCUGUGUGUGAGAUUGUCCACACAAAGUCGGAGUCAGAGGGAAGGCCAGAGAGGACGUUUCAGCUGUGCUGUAGUUCUCCAGAGAGUAGAAAAGACUUUCUGAAGACGGUACAUUCCAUCUUGAGGGAAAAGCACCGCAGGCAGCUCCUAAAAACGGAGAGUUUACCCCUCAACCAACAGUAUGUGCCCUUCGGUGGAAAGCGCCUCUCUGCCCUGAAGGGAGCCCGUCCAGCCAUAAAUAGAGCAGCAUCUGCACCAACCAGGACUCUAGGCAGGAGGAAGUUAGUGCGCAACCGUUUCACUAUAGACACCGAUAUUGUUUUUGACGGCGAGCCCGGACAGGACCUCGCUUCACCACAGGAGCCUGACUCAAAUCAGCUGCAGCGGGACAACGAACCAGAUAAGCUCCAGCAGCCUGAGUUAGCAGGUGACACAGACCGCUGGGUGGAAGAACAGUUCGACCUAGAAGAAUAUGAGGACCCGGAAGUGGUGAAGGAGACAGACAUCCUUAGUGAUGACGAUGACGAGUUCUGCCAGACACCCAGAGCGUCGUCCGCUGAGGUCGACCUGGAGGUCCCCGUCAUGGCUUUGUCCUUGGAGAGUGAGGAAACCAAUGAGGGCGAGAGCCUUAAGUCCGCAAAGGCCAGUGGGACACCUGAUGAUGUGACGCUGUCCAACACAGACGAGCAGAGCGCCGUGAUCGAUGCCAACGUGGAGGAUCAAAAGCAAACGGAGAAGGAUGCGAUUUGGGUAAGAAGGCAGCAGUCGGGUUCGUCCCCAGACUGUGGCACAUAAAAGCUGAAGAGGACCGGCAGACAGCUUUACAUGGGCUCCAUAAAGAUCAGUCUUCAGGCUUCACAAACAAUGCAUGGGCAUUGACGUCGAUUGCACAGCUAGUAGAAGUUGUAUCCUUACUUUUGCUGAAUGCUUUUUGUACAGGUAAAACCAUCAGUGGAGCAAUACAGGAAUCAAGAACGAAGGGAGCUUUAUCCCAAAUCAAAUGCUGGUACAUAGAAGUCAAGUGUAAGCUUUCAGAGAUGAACUAAUGGUACAAUCAUGGAAUCUAAUCAGUUGCUUUGAUUGGCAUGGUUUGCACAUUUGGGCAGCAUAAUAUAGUCCUGCCUGCUGUUGCCAAAUUGUGAGAACAUUGAUAUUUGUUUUGUUUGUGUGACUCAGCGAUAUUAUCAUAGUUAAGGGCUGUAUAUUAUUUGUCCUUAAAGAAAUAGAAUAACUGCAAUGGACAGUGUUGUCUUGCAUAGUUUACUGUACUUGUACAUUUUCACAUGACUAUACACUGACAUGUUUUGGUAACAGUUUUGUUAUGUUAAGAGUUAUGUAAAAUUUUUGAUUUUGAUCUCUUGUUUUACAGACAAAGCUAUCUUUUUAGCUUGGGAAAUAUUUUGUUUGUUCUCUUGUUACAUUUAAUAGUGGAAUUAUGUAAUAGCCCCUAUUGCACAGAGGCUAGGGGGAUUUUUAAAUAAGUUGUAACUUAACAUAAUCCUGUUUUACUUGAAUUUGCUGUUUCAUGUUUAUGUUUUACUGUGAAACCAUUUUCUUGUAUUUUUCCUUUUUACUCUUCAGUAUUGCCAUUUAAAGAAUGCUAAAUGUUACAUUUCAUUCUCAGCGUGCACACUCUGUAGAGGAUUUGCACACCAGUUAUUAUAAAAAGGUAUUGUGUGUUCAACAACACUGUUCACUAGUAAUGGAUCACAAAGCAAUGUUUUUGUUUAAAUUAUUCAUAUGUAAAUUAAUAUGUUAGCAAAAAACAUAAGUAAUAUUUUUUUCACAAAGAAAGUCCAAAUUUGCUCAAGCAAUCAAGGGGAAAGACUUACAGUAUGCCUGAACAGUGAAAGACGUCAUACUUGUAAACAAUUCAUUGUGCUACUAAGACUGCAUUUUUAUUACUGUGUAUAUAGAAAAAUGUAUUGAUAUCACAAUAAAUACAGUUGUUUCCUACUUCUCUGUAGUAACUCAUAGUUCGUGUUUUUCCUAAACAGCCUAACUCAUUUCCUGCAGCUCUUUAGACAUCUUCCCUGAAAAAUCUACACAAACAUUAAGGAAUGUCUAAUCUGUGUAGUUUUCACUUCAGGCAUAUGCUCUCGCUUGAAAAUAAAGUCGUGUGCAUGCAUAUAUCAGCUUAGAAAUAUGAAGACUAAAGUAAAGUUAUCUUGAGAAAUGGGAAAUCCUGUGGUGUACACAAUAAAGGUUAAAGUGAACACAUUGGGCUGAAUAAGAAAACGAGGAGCCAUGCUCAUGGAGUUCCACUCCACUUCUGGAGAAUAUUUUUUUGUAUUGAGCAACUAUUGUAUAUUAAGUGUCUUUCAGUGAGUGUUGGUGAGGGUCGGUUUGUAAUUUCCACGGCUCUUUUUUGUCUAGAAAAAUCAUCUUGAUUUUUGAGAGAUGAAAUGCAGGUUCAUCUGUCAUAAACUCUGCUAAACGAAUUUAAAUAAAUAAAAGUAAAAUCAUGCCAAUCGCAGAAAAAUUGCAUUAGCAAAGAUGAACAGUGGUCAAAAGUAGACCCUGCAGCACUGACUGAAAGACGCAGUUACUGGGAUAUUUGCUCCACAACCCUACAAAUAUCAACUGAAAUCAGGAUCCCUGACGACAAACAACAAACAUGAGCUUCACCAAAAUGGCAUUUACUGGAGGGCUAUUGUGUUGUGUUCUGUAAAGUGUCCACCACCCCCUGUUUGUUUGAAUGGCAUUAGACAAUUGAGCAGUUGAUGAUGAAGGGAGAUGACAUCUUUCUACAGGUGGCACAUCCAGGGCUUAGCAGCGGAACUGCAUUUUGAACAACAAUAAAGCUCUUGCAGACGUUCAGUGUUAGGCAGGUAUGUAUGAAAAAGAGCAAGACAAUAACAACAAAACAUUGCAUCACUUACACCCUCCUAAUUAAAAGAUUGAUUUAGGCAGCCUGUUAAGUACAGGUGAUGCGACAUUAUGCAGGGAAUUUUGUUUGUUUACAUCCCUCAUUUAAGUUUGUUAUUUUGAGUUGUAGACUAGAUGCAUGUCUUCCUCACUCCUUCAGCUGUAGUUACAUUUUCAACCUCCUAUUAUGGCAAAGACCAAUUUCAUCAGCAAUUUAUAGCUGUACAUGAGGUAGGCAUGGCUGCACAUGCCUUAGACACUAUGAGCUAUGGCUCCCACAGACCAAUUUCCUCUUUUCGUUUUCUGUCUUUGAGUUCUGUGGACAUCCUGUCACCCAGGCUCAUUCCCCUCCACCAGCCCCCUCACUCUUGUCAAUCACCACCCUCACCACAAAAGCUGAGGCUCUUCCUCAGAUAAAGAGGAAAGAUCACUUCACUGUGCUGUAGUUUCGGCAGCAGUGCUGAA